Messenger RNA from Phodopus roborovskii (desert hamster), 1980 nucleotides. RefSeq names its product keratin 9 (gene Krt9). The record is from RefSeq and is a predicted model, not a curated record. Bases 1 to 1980 code for a protein of 659 amino acids. NCBI's taxonomy places the organism in Eukaryota, Metazoa, Chordata, Mammalia, Rodentia, Cricetidae. Gene Ontology annotation, cellular component: keratin filament. Gene Ontology annotation, molecular function: structural molecule activity. The transcript is spliced from 8 exons.
AUGAGUUGCAGACAGAUCUCAUCUUUCUGGAGUCGCAGCAGCAGCAGCAGCGGCUGUGGCGGUGGAGGCAGAAAGGGCAGCGGGAGCAGCAUGCAGUCUUCUUUCAGUCGCUCCUCCAGGGUUGGUGGAGGAGGCGGCCGCUUUAGCUCUUCCAGUGGUUUUGGUGGGGGUGGCCUUGCAGCCUGUGGAAGUUUUGGCUCUAGCUAUGGUGGAGGAGCUGGAGGGGGCUUUAGUGCAGGGAGUUCCUGCAGUAUGUUUGGGGGAGGUUCUAGGGGCUUCGGUGGUGGCUCUGGCGGUGGCUUUGGCGGUGGCUUCGGUGGUGGCUCUGGAGGUGGCUUCGGUGGUGGCUCUGGAGGUGGCUUCGGUGGUGGCUCUGGAGGUGGCUUCGGUGGUGGCUCUGGAGGUGGUGAAGGUGGUAUUCUGAAUACCAAUGAGAAGGCUGUCAUGCAGAAUCUCAAUUCCCGUCUGGCCGCCUACAUGGAUAAAGUACAGGAGUUGGAGGAGGCCAACACCUCCCUAGAGAAGCAGAUCCAGGAAUGGUAUUCAAAGAAGGGGCCCAGAAUCUUCCAUAAGGACUACUCUCAUUUCUACAACACUAUCGAAGACCUGAAGGACAGGAUUGUGGAUCUUACAACAAGGAACAACAGAACACUCCUGGACAUGGACAACACUCGCAUGACUAUGGAUGACUUCAGAGUUAAGUUUGAAAUGGAGCAGACCUUGCGGCAAGGGGUGGAUGCUGAUAUUAAUGGCCUGCAGAAGGUGUUGGAAGGUAUGAAGAUGGAGAAAGCUGAUCUGGAGAUACAGCUUGAUACCCUGGAUGAUGAGCUGAAGGCCAUUAAGAAGAAUCACCAGGAGGAGAUGAAGCAGCUGACAGGCCAGAAUGAUGGAGAUGUUAGUGUGGAGAUAAAUGUUGCCCCUAGCACAGAUCUCACCCAGAUCCUCAACGACAUGCGUGAAGAGUACGAGCAACUCAUUUCUAAGAACCGCCAGGACAUUGAGCAACACUAUGAGUCCAAGAUGACCCAGAUUGAACAAGAAGUGACAAACAGUGGCCAAGAGAUGGAGAGCAACAUGAAGGAAGUGUCCCAGCUCCAGCACAAUAUCCAGGAGUUGGACAUCGAGCUGCAGACUCAGCUUAGCACGAAAUCGGCCCUGGAGAAGGCUUUGGAAGACACAAAGAACCGCUACUGUGGCCAGCUGCAACAGAUCCAGGAACAGAUCAGUCAGGUGGAGGCCCAGCUUGCUGAGGUCCGGGCUGAAACUGAGUGUCAGAACCAGGAAUAUGGCAUUCUGCUAUGCAUCAAGACAAGGCUGGAAAAAGAAAUUGAGACUUACCGCAACCUCCUUGAAGGCGGCCAGCAAGACUUUGAAUCUUCUGGAGCUGGACAAAUUGGCUUUGGAGGUGGCAAAGGAAGACAAAGAGGAAGUGGGGGCAGCUAUGGAGGAGGAAGUGGGGGUGGCCAUGGAGGAGGAAGUGGAGGCAGCUAUGGAGGAGGAAGUGGAGGCAGCUAUGGAGGAGGAAGUGGGGGCAGCUAUGGAGGAGGAAGUGGGGGCAGCUAUGGAGGAGGAAGUGGGGGUGGCCAAGGUGGAAAAAGUGGAGGUAGCCACGGAGGAGGAAGUGGAGGAAGCUAUGGUGGAGGAGGAAGCAGUUCUGGGGGAGGCAGUGGAGGAAGCUAUGGUGGAGGAAGUGGAUCCAGGGGUGGAAGUGGAGGUGGCCAAAGUAGAGGAGGUGGCUCCAAGGGAGGAAGUGGAGGCAGCCAUGGUGGAGGAAGUGGUUCUGGAGGAGGAAGUGGAGGCAGCCAUGGUGGAGGAAGCGGUUCUGGAGGAGGAAGUAGAGGCAGCUAUGGUGGAGGAAGUGGUUCUGGAGGAGGAAGUGGAGGCAGCCAUGGUGGAGGAGAUAGAAGACCCUCUCAGUCCCAGUCCUCAAAGUCUGCCGACUGUGAUGAUGACUCCCAAGGCUACCAGAUGCGAUACUAG